Messenger RNA from Naegleria lovaniensis, 7431 nucleotides. RefSeq lists its product as uncharacterized. Bases 1 to 7431 code for a protein of 2476 amino acids. The record is from RefSeq and is a predicted model, not a curated record. The transcript is spliced from 2 exons. Gene Ontology annotation, molecular function: protein binding; NAD+ poly-ADP-ribosyltransferase activity. Lineage: Eukaryota; Heterolobosea; Eutetramitea; Acrasida; Naegleriidae.
AUGCCAAGAAAGUCCAAGAAGUCAUUGGCAAUCGAAGAAGAGGAAGCGACUACCUCUGCUGCUAGUUCCACUGUUGCUGCUUCUGCUUCUCAUAGCUCAUCAUCAUCCAAUGAAAUGGAUACUUCCAUGAAUGAAUCAGAUUUGGUCGUCCCUGCCGAUGAUGAGAAUGAUGAUUCCAGUAGACCUUCUAGAAAAUCAAAAGAAACAGCAAAACGUGUCAUUCAUAAUGCCAUUCAAAGUAAAUUAGAGAAGGAAUCAGGUGCUGACACGAUGAUGGCUCAGGAUGAUGAUGAUGCUGAAGCCCCAACAUCUGAAAACAAGGAGGAAGAAGAAUUAUCUCAUGCUCCUCGUAUCAGUAUUGCUGCCAUGAAGAGAAAACAAAAAGCUGAAAAAUUGGCCAAGAAGAGACAACAAUUGAAGAAGAAGAAGAAGAGCAAGAAGGAUCAUGAAUCUUCGGAUGAGGAAGAUGCAAGCGAUCAUCAUGAUGAUGAUGAGGAAGAGCACGAUGAGGAAGAAGCCGACGACUCGGAUGCCAAGCCUAAAAAAAAGUCUUCUUCCAAGAAGAGAGAAAAGAAAAAGACAGCGUCCAAGAAAAAGGAAAAGAAAAAGUCUUCUUCAAAAAAGAGAAAGAAGAAGGAUGAAGACGACGAAUCGGACGAUCAUGAUCACUCUGAUUCUAAAAAGAAGAAGAAGAAGAAGAAGACUACUAAAAAGUCCACCACUAAAAAGAAAAAGAUCAAGCCUGGCAUGCGUGAAAUUCCCGAUGAAGAAGUACUCGAUCGAAUUUCCCAAAUGAAAGAUGAAGCCUUCACUGAAAUGAGUGAUGAUUUGCACACAGAAGUCUCUCCUGUGAGAACCAGUAAGGAAAUUUUCCGUGCCAUUCUCACUAAAAAUUAUGUACUUCUUAAAAAGAUCUUGGAAGAUGAAAAGAAUGUCAAUAAUAUUUGGAUUUCGAGAUCGGUUGAUUGUGAUUGGACUGUAUGGGAUUAUGCCAUUCGUUCCAAUGAUCAAAAAGCUCUUGAUAUGCUCUUUGAAGAAGCAACGAAAUAUAGAAGUAGAGUUUCACAAUCUCACUCGAUUGAAACCAUGAGUACUGGACAUGUUGGAAAAAGAACUUUUGGACGUGCUAUUCGUAGUGUCAAUGUCUCAAGAGGAGGUCGUGAAGGUAUUGAUGUUGCAUUUGCUAAAGAUUCUGAACAUUAUAAUUUCUCAAGAUGGAAUGAUGGAUUUUCUGAAGCAUUGGAAAGAAGUCUUUCAUGUCCUGAUAUCACUACAGAUACUAUUGAUUAUCUCAUUGUUAAGAAAGGAUUGGGUAUUUUUGGUGAAGAUGGUAUCUACAAUGCGGUUCAAUCUGGUAAUUUGAAAAUUGCAAUUCAUUUAGCUAAAAAGUUACAAGCACAAGAUGGAUUUGGAUUGAAUCUUCUCCACGUAGAAUCAUUGGAAUUGGAUGGUACUACCAAUUUCUCUGAAUACAAAUCUGUGAGUGUCGUGAAGAAGGCUCUCGCCAAAGAUGCUACACCAGUUCACUUUGCUGCUAUUAAUCCAAACACAAAAUAUCUCAAAGAAUUGGUUGAGAAUAAUAGUGAUGGAGUUGCUGUUCAAGAUGCUUUUCAAAAGAGACCACUUCACUUUGCUGCAUGUUCCUCUACUCCUGAUAAUAUCAAAUAUUUAUUAGAAAAGGGUGCUAAUAUUAUUGAAAAGGAUUCUCAAAAGAGAACUGCUCUUCAUUAUGCUGCUAAAUAUGGACAUGCUCAUAAUGUGGAAGUCUUGUGUCCAAAAGAUCAAAAGUAUGGAGCUAUUAAGGAUAAAUUUGGAUAUACUCCAUUGCAUUUGGCUUCUUGGUAUGGACAUGCAGAUGUAUGUGAGAAAUUAGUGGAGUGUGGUGUUUCAGUGGAUGUUGCUGCUAAAUUGAAAGAAACUCCAUUGAUGAGUGCUUGUAAGAGAGGACAUUUACAUGUCAUGAAGAAAUUGAUUGAAAAAGGCGCCAAAAUUGAAAAAUUAUGUUCUCGAAAGAAAUCUCUUCUCAUGUACGCUGCCAUGAAUGGUCAUUUUGAAAUUUGUCGAUAUUUAUUGAAACAAGGUGCUGAUCCCAAUCACAAAGAUUCAGCAGGUAACAGUGUCAUGCAUUAUGCUGUUGCUUAUGGUUGGUUUGAUAUUGUCAAAUUAUUACUCGUUGCUGGUGGUGAUUUACAUGCACUCAAUUCAUGGAAAUAUUCUCCAUUGAACAUUUCCAUGUUGAAAUCUCAUUAUGGUAUUACUGAAUUUAUUCUCAACGAUGCAGGUGUAGAUUUGAAUUUGAAAGAUUCAGAAGGAUGUACUCUCAUUCACAAAUUAAUGAGUCGUUUGAAUGAUCAAAAUGUGAAUCAAAUCAAAUAUUUGAUUGAAACGAAAAAGGAUCGAAUUGAUUUGACCAUUACAGAUGCCAAGAAGCAAUCACUCUUCCAUUACAUUACUGGAUCUAGAACCAAAUAUGAUAUUGAAUUAGCUAAAUUAUUUAUCAAACAUGGUCUUCAUUAUGAUUCGAUUGAUGCCAGUGGAGUAACUCCUCUCAUGAAAGCUUUUAAUCAUUCCAAUAUUAACAUGAUUAAAUUCUUAUUGGAACAAGGAUCACGAGUGAGAUGUAAGAAACAUGAAGAGAAUAUUCUUCAUUUGGUAUUGAAACAAGUGAAUCAUAGAGAUUUGAACAAACUCUUUGGAAUUAUUUAUGAAAAUAUGGUCACUCAUAAGAGAGUGUAUCAGGAAAAUGCCUUGUCCAUGAUGAAUGAUGAAGUGGAUCAACAACACAAUGAUGAUAUUGUAACUACCAUCAAUCAUAAUAAUGAAUCCUUCCAUUCAACAACAAGUGAAACGGAUAUCAAAGAUUCUGAACAACUCUUUUACAAGAUGGCUCAAACUAUUGAUGCGACUGGUAAGACUCCACUCAUGGCCAUGAUUGAACAAUUUUCGAAAUCUUCAAACAUGUAUGAAUUGGCUGAAGAUAGUGAUGGUGAAGCAACUCCUUAUCCAACACCUUCUGCUGCUAAUAGUGAAGCCAAUAAUCCAUUCAAUGUUCUCUUUGGUCAACAUGAUGAUGAGAACCAUGGUAAGGAAACAAAGAAGAAACUUUCCAAAAAGAAAUCCAAGAAGAUGAAUGAUGAUUCUGAUGAUGAAGAAAUGGAAGAUUCUGAAGAUGACAUGAUGGAAGAUGAAGAGAUUGUACCCAAGAAGAAGAAGACAUCUAAAAAGAAGAAGAAACCAUCUCGACGAGAUGAAAAUUCUGAUGAAGAAAUGGAAGAUGAAUCUUCCAAUCCGAGUGACCUUUCUUCAGAAGAAGAGGAAGAAGGAGCAGCAACAGAUGCUUCAUUCCUUUCCAAUACUAGUGGUAGUGGUGGUUUCACUUUUGGUUCAUCCUCAACUGCUGCUGCUAUUUCUUCAACAAGUGGUAGUUUCAUGUUUGGUUCAUCCUCGACUGCUGUUGUUGGUGGUUCAUCCUCUCUAUUUGGAACAAGUGCUAGCACCCCCUUUGCAAGUACUACUACUACUACAACUACCUUUGCAAGUACCACCACCACCACCACAACAACAACAACAACACAAGAAGUUGAAUUAGACAGUGAUGGAGAACCCUAUGACUAUACCUAUGGUUAUGCACGAAAGAAACCAAAAACACCUACAGGUUCCAAUACGAGUCUAUUUUUACAAUUCUUGGACAAGUAUCUCACUCUCACUAAAACUUCAUUGAAACAUGAAAAGAUUGUUCACAUUACAGAAGCAAGUAAGAUCAAAAUUAAGGAUCCAAAUACAAACAAGAUGAGAACCAAAUACUAUCCACCCAAUCAAUACAUUUCGUAUACUCCUUUACAUUUUGCAGUCAAGUAUCGAAAUGCAGAAUUGAUUAAGGUCUAUUUGAGUCACAAGUAUCGAUUGGAUGUGAAUGCCAAAGAUUUUAAAGGAAUUACUCCACUUCAUUUGGCAGUACAAGCUGCUAAAUCCAGUGAUGAUGCGAUUCAUCUUGUGAAAUACUUGUUGAAACAUGGAGCUGAAUUGAAUAGUCGUGAUUCGUAUGGAAGAACACCAUUCUUUUAUGCUUUUACAGAUAUUCCAUAUCAAGGUACCAGUAGUAGUCAAAAUUAUUAUUCUUAUGGAAGUUAUUCUUCUUCCAAUGAUCCUAUUGAAUUAGUUUCAGAUAUGUGUAACUUUGAAGGAUUAGAAAUGGAUAUUGUCGAUCAUAUGAGUCGAUCUCCUCUUCACUAUGCUGCAUUGAGAGGUGCAACCAUUAGUAGUAUUUUCUUAAUUCAAAGAGGUGCUGAAUUGAAUCGUAAAGAUGAAGAUGGUAAUACAGUGACCAAUUUGGCAUUAUUAUCUUCAAAGGUUGAUUUUGUAGUGACUUUGAUCAAUAAGGGAGGAGAUGUUCAUGCACCCAUUUACUCUGGUUCUGUAGAUCCAUUGACCAUUCGUGAACAAAAAAGACGAGCCUUAGUAGAAGAAGGAAAGAAAAAGAAGAAGAGUCAUCUUUUGGGUGUGCGGUCUUCCUCUUUGAAACGUUAUGAUGAAGAUGACGAGGAUGAAGAUGAGGAUGAAAGUGAACAAGAAGAAGAAGAAGAAGAAGAACAACCACAAUUUGACUCUGAUUCAUCAUUCGAAGAAGAAGAAGAUCAAGCUGCUGAAAAUAACCUCUCCUAUCAUGCCAUUCAUGAAAAAGUAGCAAGUGAAGCAUUACCUUCCAUGACCAUGUUCAAAUAUGCUCUCUCGAAAUCCUUUAUGGGACUUGCCUAUCUCAUCAUGCAAGAACCUAACAUCAAACCCACUCAAGUCAUUAGUGAUGCAUUGGAUACCAAACAAUAUGGACUUGUACAAAAAUUAAUUCGAAAGACUCGAAAUGAUUUACUCAUUCAUGAUCUCAAUAGUGAUGGACAAAAUGUGAUGCAUCUCGUUGCUCGUCAUUGUGGAUAUCAUUCAGAAUGGAACAUGACAUGGAGUGUCACUAUUACUAAAAUGUUAUUGAGAAGACAUGUCAAUGUGAAUUUAGUAGAUACCUGUAAAGGAAGAACACCACUCCAUUAUGCUUGUAAGAAUAGAAAUGAUCAAAUUGUAUCAUUAUUAUUGAAACAUGGUGCACUACCAAAUACAUUAGAUACCAAAUAUAAGAGAAGUGCAUUGAUUCAUGCUUGUAAGAAUUCAAGUGAAACGACCACUUUGGGAGUGAUGUAUUCUUCUCCUUCUCCAGUGCAAACCAUAGUCAAAGAUUUAUUAGCUCAUCAUGCCAAUCCCAACAUUCAAGAGACUAAAUAUGGAAGAAGUGCAUUACACUUUGCAGUAUGUCUUCGUGAUCGAAGAGUGGUCCAACAAUUGUGUCAAUCUCAAUCCAUCAAUGUGAAUUUACAAGAUGUUCCUCUCAAGAGAACACCUCUUCAUCAUGCCGUACUUCAGACUGAUAAUGAAUGUGUGAAUAUUUUAUUGAAUGAUGCUCAAAAAGGUAUCAAUGUCAAUUCAAAAGAUAUGGAUGAGAGAACUCCACUCCAUUAUGCUGUUGGAAUUAAUUUGUUUGGAUAUCAUCAAAAUGUAUCAUUGGUUGAGUCAUUGAUGAAGGCUAAAGCAGAUAUUCAUGUUCAAGAUAAGGAUUCUAAAUCACCACUCUAUUACUCGUAUCGACAAACCAAUGGUAUUUAUACGAAAUUAUUAUUAGGAAAGAGUCAUUCUUCCAACACGGAAUUGGAACAACAAGCUCAAAAUGAAAUCAAAUCAUUGAUUGAAUACAUGUCUACAUUCCCAGUACCACAUCAAAAUGUAUCCUUUGAGAGUGAUGCAAGUGAAGCAUUGAGAAUCUUUGAAGAGAAUGAAGCAAAUCGAGAAGAGACUGAAGAAGAAAAGAAGGAAAGAAUUCCAAAAAUGGAUAAAAAUUGUGCCUUGAAGAAUUGUCAAGUAUUACAAGAUGAUUCUCUAACGGAUGAAGAUUCACAAAGCACUGCUGCUACUUUGAAUGGAGAGGCUCGAUAUUUCCAUGCUGUAUUGAACAAGACCGAUGUCAAGUAUGGAACCAAUGGUUACAAUAAUUUUUAUAUUCUUCAAAUUGGUCAUAACGUUGGUCAAAAUUUGUAUGUUCUCUUCAAUCGAUAUGGUCGAGUGGGUGAGACUGGUAUGUUCCAAACGACUCCAUUCCAAGAUAAGGAUGAAGCAAUUGCUGAAUUUAAAAAGAUUUUCAAAUCCAAAACAGGAAAUGAAUGGGGUAAAGAAUUUGAAGAAAAGACUAAAAAGUACAAGAUUGUAGAUGUUAGUAAGAGAAAGGUUAAAGAUCCAUUACAACCUAUUGAUUUAUCCAAAGCUGCUUCAUCCACUCUUCCUGAACCCAUCUAUGAAUUGAUGAAAGUGGUUUGUGAUAUUACCAUUUUAAGAAAAGAUUUGACUCGAUUAGGUAUUAGUGAUGAAUACUUUUCAUUGGGUCAAUUAUCAAAGGAGAGAUUGAAGAAGGGUUAUGAAGUAUUAACCACAAUUUUACAAACCAUUAAGGAUAGAGAUGCUAAUCCAACCAUGCCUCCUUCUGAAUUACUUGUCAUUUUAGGAAAGUUAGCAGAUUUAUCCAAUGAAUUCUAUUCACUCAUUCCUCAUCAUGGAUGUGUCAAUUGUCCCAUUGAAUCUCUUGAAAGUGAAUCAGAUGUUGUUUCUAAAAUGAAAUCAUUGGAAGAUUUAAUUGAAUUGAGAACUGCAGCAAGAAUAUUAUUAGCUUCUCAAUUGAAUAUCAAGACUAUGAAUCCACUGGAUUAUACCUAUCAUGCAUUGGGUGCUCAACUUGCACCACUCGCCAAGACGGAUGAAGAAUUCUCGGUUAUUAAUAGAUAUAUGGAUCAAACUGGAGGAUCUUCUGUCAAGAUUAUGAACAUUUUUAGAGUGAAUCGACAAGGUGAAUCCGAUCGAUUCGAUCAAUUCUUAUCCAAUCAAAAAUCAAAAGGAAAGAAUAUUCAUCGCAUGUUAUUAUGGCAUGGAAGUCCAGUCACGAACUUUUUAUCCAUUCUCUCUAAGGGUCUAUUAAUUGCGCCAAAAGAAGCGCCAGUCUCUGGUUACAUGUUUGGUAAAGGAAUUUACUGUGCAGACAUGUUUGGAAAGAGUUUGGGUUAUUGUCGAUCAGACGUGAGUGAGGGACAAGCCUUACUCUUAUUGUGCGAAGUAUUGAUUGGAAAUCCAUAUCGUACCUAUGAAUCUGAAUAUAUGGAAGAAGCAAAGAGUGGUUUCGAUUCCACCAUGGGUGUUGGUGCGAGAGGACCCAAUUCUGAGCAGCCAUUUGUUCAGUACGAUGGAGUGCACAUUCCAUUGGGACCUGUUGUGGAUACACCAAAACCUGUGGAAAAGACUAAUGCUAAUCGUUAUUGGAACUUCCCACUGCAUUACAAUGAAUAUAUUGUGUAUAAUGUGGAUCAAGUGAGAAUUCGUUAUAUGGUUCAAGUCAAGACUUUGUAG